AUGGGUCAAUAUGGGGACAUCGCGAGCCUCGACAGGCGCCAGAAAGAGGAGCUAGGCAAGCUUGGGCUUGGCAUUAAAGUCUCACAGACCCCCAUCCGCUACUUCACUUUGCUUCCCACCGAGCUCGUUGAUAUCAUCUACACCUACCUCCCUGGCCAUAUCUCAGUCAUCUUCUUUGCCCUGACUUCGCGCCGGCACUGGCAGAUCGGUCGGCCUCACAUCAGAUCGCGUGUCCUUGCAUUGACGACUUGGGCCGGUGACCGCAUCAUCUGCGUCGGAGACUCAUGCUGGGGUAACGAUGUGCCUCCCGGCCUAGAACUGACAUCCGCAGAGGAGACCGAGCUGCGCGAAGGCCGAACAAGAAGAGAUGUUACCGAGGGAUUUUGGAGUGACGAUGACGAUGACGACUUUGAAGACACAGAGUGUUCGACCCUGUUCGACCUUGUGGAUCGAUUCCGCUCCUCGGUGGAUGUUUUGAAAGUAGUUGGAUAG
This is a messenger RNA of Heterobasidion irregulare TC 32-1, 492 nucleotides long. RefSeq lists its product as uncharacterized. Lineage: Eukaryota; Fungi; Basidiomycota; Agaricomycetes; Russulales; Bondarzewiaceae. The record is from RefSeq and is a predicted model, not a curated record. The transcript has 2 exons. The coding region runs from base 1 to 492 and encodes 163 amino acids.